CAGGUAGAUAAGGAACCAUGUGAUGCAGCUGGAGGGGAGCGGGUGGCAGGCAGGGUGAAGGUGCACAGGGAAAUAACCUUGCAGGGAGUUCCUCCCUCCCUUCUCGGGGACCAGUGUCUGGGCAGCGCUGAUCCCGCGGCUCCCACUGCACCUUGGUCUGGAUGCCUGCUCGGGUUCUGGGGGCUCUCUGAAACUCCCGGGAAGCAGGAAUGUCCUUUAGCAGAAGGAACUGGUCCGAUCUCUCCAGCCUGGCCAGGCAGAGGACCCUGGAGGAUGAGGAGGAGCAGCAAAGAGAGCGCCGGCGAAGGCACCGGAACCUGCUGUCAUCCACAUCCACGGAUGAGGAACCUGCCAGCCCUGUCAAAGACACCAGCCCAGCUUCCAGCAGACCUCCAUCCCUGGUGAAGCUGCAGUCUCCGGAGGAUGGGGAGGAGCGAAAGCUCUCGGAGGUGCUGAAGACACAAGAAGGGAGAAGGACGAAGGGGAAGUGCCUCCCGCCCGUGUCUGAAAAGCUGAGGCAGGAGAAGGAGCAGAAGGAGCCAGAGGUGGGAGAAAGCUGCCCGGAGAGAGGGCCACAGCCUUGUGAAAGGCAGGAGAGCAGCCGAGCUGCAGAGCGGGCUCAGGAGGCAGCCAAGGGCAGAGGGGAUCCACCAGGAGACAAGAACCUGGAGCCAGCCUCUGAGAGGAAGGUGGUGGUGAGGGCACGGCUCCAGGACAAGGACCAAGGAGUGUGGAGUCCUCGGGGGGAGCAGAGAAAGGAGGCGAAGGAGCCGCCAGAGGUGGGGAGCUGCCGGCUCCGGGAGGUGAAGAUCCUCACCAGGGUGGGAAAGGAAGAGAAAACCUCAGCAGUGACCUCCUCUCCAGAGCAGCAGCAGCCAUCCAGGAACCCCUCAAAGCAGGAAAUCCAGCUGUCCCCUCCCCAGGAUGAACCUGCAGAAGAGCCAGACCCUUCUCCAACUCACGUCACCUUCAGCAGCUCCAUCCGACGGGCCAGCCCAAGAACCGUCUCAUUUCGGAUCAUCUCCAAGAAGCAGAAAGAGAGCCAAAGCCCUCUCACAAGGAGUGCGAGUCUGAGGAUCCCAGGCAGCAACAGCACCAUUGGGGAGAAGCUGGAAAAGUACAACUCGGCUGUGCAGCGCUCGGAGGGGGUGAAAUCCUCCGUGCCGGUCCAGAAGAGUCGCCUGCUCUCCUCGGAGGGGGUGGCGAGCAAGCGCAACAUCUUCGAGGGAAGCGCUCCCAGCAAGGCGGAGCCGGCGGCUCUCAGGAAGGACAACCUGAAGAUCCCAGGAUCGGUGACAUCCCGCAUUAAUCUGUGGAUCAGCCGAGCUCAGGAGCCUGCCAAGGAGGAAAACAGCAAGGAAAUCCGGAGAAUCAACAGCCUGGCAAAACGAGACAUCUGGAUAAAGCAGCCUGGAGACACCUCUGGAGACACCAAGUUGCAAUAAGACCAUCUGGGAAAAAUUGGUUUGCUCCAAAGAUCAAAGCCCAGCCCUACCCAACUGUCCAGCAGCCACUGCCACGAGUCCCCUGUGCCACGUAUGGGUGCAGCCCAGGUCAUGGGGUCCUCUGCUUGUGGGAUGGGGAGGAAGAAGCCUGGAAGAGUCUCCCUGUGCCCCCAGUCCCCACUCAACUGCCUGUCUGGGGGUGUCCAGGCCUACAGGCUCCCCACAGAUGCUGAAGGCAAACUCCUGCCUUGUUUGCCCACCACAUUUUGCUGUUCUGUUCCUGAUCUCUGCCUGUGCCUCGGAACUGCCCUGGCAAAGGGGAUCCCUCACACGGCAGCUGGAAGAUGUCAGUGGGGCGAGAACCGCCUGGCCAAGGGAGUUCCAGCUGCACAUCCAUGGACCAUGUUGGUCCUUGCUGCCUGGGGCAGGUGGGGCUGGCAGGUUCACCCCCCUGCCAGGCUGUCACUGCCAGAGUGACCCAACCAGAGGCUGAUGUUCAUGAAGUCACACGAGCGCUCGGAGAUGUCUCAUGGAAGAAGGGGGGACUUGGCCCUGGUAGCUGAACCAGAGUUGUCCUUGUCCUUGUCACUGCUGUCCCCUGCCCCUGCACGCAGUGACCCUUCAUCCAGUGAUCCAGGGGGGGUGAGCUGGCCCUGGCCAUGGCCACAGCCCUGUCUGGGGGAUUUCAUGGAGCUGAGUGCCCUGUGCUCAGCCCCAUUUCCCUCUUGCCUUUCCUCCUGAGCCCUUUGCUGUGCAGCCCCUCAUCCUGCAUUUCCUGGGCUGCUGAGCCCACCCAGCAGGGAUGGGGGAUGCUUUCUCAAGGCCUUUAGGGUGGCUUUACGGUGCCAUGGGCAAAGGGCUCAAAUUCUCCUAUUUGGGCCGUUUUUUGGGUUUGGGUUGUUCCUUGAGCAGCCACUGUGGUGACAAAUUCAGUGUGGGAAUCUGCUGUUGCCCCUGGAACUGAUCUUGCUUGUUGGGCUUGGGAAAGGACUUCGGUUUCUCUGUGCUUUUUUUUUUUUCUAAUAAACAUUGCUCUUUCUAAGACA
Molecule: messenger RNA, 2491 nt
Organism: Sturnus vulgaris (Common starling)
Lineage: Eukaryota; Metazoa; Chordata; Aves; Passeriformes; Sturnidae
Gene: LAD1
Product: ladinin 1
Molecular function (GO): structural molecule activity
Source: RefSeq, a predicted model, not a curated record